UGUGGAGCUUGCGCUUCACUCGGCCCACUUAAAGGACUUCCUUUUCCCGUUCCGGUCUGGGCGAACCAGGCUCGUGGGCCAGCGGGACCCCGAAUUGAAGAGGUUUUCGGCACCCGGGAGGUCGCGGACGGCUGCCCCGCGGCAGUCAUCAUGCCACAAAAUGAAUAUAUUGAAUUACACCGUAAACGAUAUGGGCAUCGUUUGGAUUACCAUGAGAAAAAGAGAAAGAAAGAAGGCCGGGAGGCCCAUGAACGCUCAAAGAAGGCAAAAAAAAUGAUUGGUCUGAAGGCUAAGCUCUACCAUAAACAGCGCCAUGCCGAGAAAAUACAAAUGAAAAAGACUAUCAAGAUGCAUGAAAAGAGAAACACCAAACAGAAGAAUGAUGAGAAGACUCCUCAGGGAGCAGUGCCUGCCUACCUGCUGGACAGAGAGGGACAGUCUAGAGCAAAAGUGCUCUCCAACAUGAUUAAGCAGAAACGGAAAGAGAAAGCGGGAAAAUGGGAAGUCCCUCUACCCAAAGUCCGUGCCCAAGGAGAAACAGAAGUAUUGAAAGUUAUUCGAACAGGAAAGAGAAAAAAGAAGGCAUGGAAGAGGAUGGUUACUAAAGUCUGCUUUGUUGGUGAUGGUUUUACCAGAAAACCACCUAAAUACGAAAGGUUCAUCAGACCAAUGGGUCUGCGUUUCAAAAAAGCCCACGUCACACAUCCUGAGCUGAAAGCUACUUUUUGCCUGCCAAUACUUGGUGUGAAAAAGAAUCCAUCAUCCCCAUUAUAUACAACUUUGGGUGUAAUCACCAAAGGUACAGUUAUUGAAGUGAAUGUGAGCGAGCUGGGCCUUGUGACACAAGGAGGCAAGGUUAUUUGGGGAAAGUAUGCCCAAGUUACCAACAAUCCUGAAAACGAUGGGUGCAUAAAUGCGGUUUUGCUGGUUUGAGAGCAACAUCAUCCACGUCACUCCAGCCACUACCAAAGACUACACACCAGGCAAACACCAUUGCUGUGAUCCUUCUGAACGGCCAAGCAGCCUUACCCCAUGUGCAGUCGUCAAGAAAUAUUUAUUAAAUUGUAAAGAAAAAUAAAAACUGCCCAGUUUUACAGUUA
This is a messenger RNA of Meriones unguiculatus (Mongolian gerbil), 1100 nucleotides long. RefSeq names its product NSA2 ribosome biogenesis factor (gene Nsa2). The transcript has 6 exons. Gene Ontology annotation, biological process: maturation of LSU-rRNA; maturation of 5.8S rRNA. The record is from RefSeq and is a predicted model, not a curated record. Gene Ontology annotation, cellular component: preribosome, large subunit precursor; nucleolus. Lineage: Eukaryota; Metazoa; Chordata; Mammalia; Rodentia; Muridae. The coding region runs from base 151 to 933 and encodes 260 amino acids.